AUGGAAUACCAGGAGUUACGCAAUCUAAUCCUUACCACAAUUCCCACUUCGAAGUUGCAUCAGCCACUGCGAGAGGGGCGCAAAGUUCUUGGGAGUGUUGCAGGAACCGUGUUCCUCACUGCUCUUCUCUGCCGCAAUCGCAUUCCUGGAAGUCAGUGGAUCGGGAAGCACCUGCGACCGCGGAGGGUGUCUUUGUUGUCGAAGCAGAACAUGAUCCGUCGCCUGGAGAUGGAGGCGGAGAACCACUACUGGUUGAGCAUGCCUUACAUGACCGCGGAGCGGGAGUACGGCCACGCCCGUGUGCUCAGGGCACAGGCUUUCAAGGCCAUCAAGUCGGCCAGCACUUCCAAGUUUCCCCCACAUAGAUUUGUUGCUGACCAGCUCAACCACCUUAAUGUCACCAAGAGAUGGUCCUAA
Sciurus carolinensis (gray squirrel) is the source of this 417-nucleotide messenger RNA. RefSeq names its product ribosomal protein 63, mitochondrial-like. Gene Ontology annotation, molecular function: structural constituent of ribosome. Gene Ontology annotation, cellular component: mitochondrial ribosome. The record is from RefSeq and is a predicted model, not a curated record. The transcript has 2 exons. Gene Ontology annotation, biological process: mitochondrial translation. Bases 1 to 417 code for a protein of 138 amino acids. NCBI's taxonomy places the organism in Eukaryota, Metazoa, Chordata, Mammalia, Rodentia, Sciuridae.